Molecule: messenger RNA, 1673 nt
Organism: Talaromyces proteolyticus
Lineage: Eukaryota; Fungi; Ascomycota; Eurotiomycetes; Eurotiales; Trichocomaceae
Product: putative CHL4 family chromosome segregation protein
Exons: 1
Coding region: 91-1557 (488 amino acids)
Biological process (GO): CENP-A containing chromatin assembly; chromosome segregation
Source: RefSeq, a predicted model, not a curated record
UCUCCAACGAGGGGAACAAUCACAACCAGCAGGAGAAUGACCGCAGAACCUGGCACUGUCUGAGGUACAUGUAUUCUCUUCUCCGGCGCCAUGGCAAAAUCAAAACGCAUUCGUGCCCCAACUACGUCCAGUCUACCCAAUGAUCUACGCAUACCCAGUAGCACGGCGUCGCUAGUCAAAACAAUCGGAAAGCUAUCUCGACAAUCGCUCCUCGACCUCGUCUCUCUAUGGUUGUCAAAACAGAAUCUCACUCGCUACCCGCCUUUUCUUCACCGAGACUCAUCAGCAAACGACGACGAUCAAGAGAACAGCCCUUAUCCGGCCGCCCACAGCAUCGAAGAUGUCCGCAACGCAUACGAAGAACUACAGGGCCGAAAAGGCGGUAAACGGGAAGUCAUCGAUAGGGUGUUAGAGGGGGACUGGAGGCACGGUAUCACGCUUGGCCAGCUGGCAAUGGUCGAUAUCCGAUAUUUGGAGGAUCAUCCGACGGCUCAGAAAUGGACCGCGUUCCGGCUGGUUUCUGCAGACAAGAAGCCGAAUACAGACCCCAAAUCGACGGAUUUGUCUCCGUGUCUGCCUCGUCUGCAUGCUGUUACGUUCCUGUCGAAUCUACAGCGCGAGAUAUCGCCUCUGGUGAAAGCGCACUAUCAUCUAGCGCGGUCGAAAGCGUAUCCGCUUACUUUGCUUCGGGUUUUUAUCACUGACUCGCCUUAUCAAUACCCGCGUCAGAAUCCCGCGGCGUAUUUGGAUUCGUCAAGGAUUGUAUAUAUUGCAUUUCCAGAUAGCAGUCCGUUUAUAUAUACCUCCAUGUCGGCGACGACGGGGAUAGCAUCUGCCGCAACCAUAGGCACUGAUUCUCGAGCCUUGAGAAGCAUUGUGCGUAAUGCAAUCGCUAGAGCUCUCUCACAGCAACACGAACGUUAUAAUCUAGAACCCACCUCCCUGACUGCCAAGAGUCUAGAUGCACUACUCACCUUGCGCGGUGCAGGGCGAACGAACAUGGCAAACGGCGCCUUUAGCAUCUUCGCUGAUGCCGUCGUCGAAGGCACGCCGAUUGAUCCACGGCCUCCAGCUACGGUGUCAGCCGAGGAAUAUUCGCAGGGCGACGCACUAGCAGAGAAGGGGGAUAUUGCGUCAUUAUCAGAAAUAGAUACGGAGGAGUCAAAGCGGAGAUCGCAUGGUGAAGAUUCACCAGCCACGAAGAAGCGGAAAUUUGUUGUCUCUACACGAUUCGGCACGUCCGGGAGUAUAUCUUCCCCUGCAGCGCUUGACCGAUUAGAUGUCCGACUACUCGAUUAUCAUGAUGAUGACGAUGACGAUAACGCACAGGAUGGAUCUGAAAGGGUCAAGGCGUACAUGGAAAACGGUGAAUACGCCAUGGGCCUUUCAUUUACUGGGAUCAAUGUUGUUUCAGGGCUACGCAAGUUAGCAGAGAUAGGGAUCAUUGAUCCGACCCGAAUGCCAUCGUGGAUGACGGGUGAGGAAGGUGUGAGCUCAAUGGUGGCACGGCGGGGGAAGAGAGUGCGUUCGGACAGAGAACAGAGGACUGCAAGGUAAUCGGAUUAUACUAGCUUAUUGUUUUGCUGGCGUUUGGUGUUAGGUUUUGUGCUGUGGAGAGAUACCCAAUUGUAUUAAUUGUAUUAGGAUGAGAAUUCAAUUGAUAAAGUUUAACA